This is a messenger RNA of Lolium perenne, 2359 nucleotides long. The record is from RefSeq and is a predicted model, not a curated record. NCBI's taxonomy places the organism in Eukaryota, Viridiplantae, Streptophyta, Magnoliopsida, Poales, Poaceae.
AGAGCAUCUCCACUCGUCCCCCCGAACAGGCCCCCAGCGAGCGUUUUUUACAUCCGGACGGCGUAAAUCGGCCCAGUCGCGCCCCCGGUUCCUCGUUUUCGUCCGGAUUUGGCCCUUCAUCCAUCCGGCGAGCCCACGCCGUCCCCGGUCCCCCGGGGCGCGCUCGGGGACUCCGGAUGAAACGUUUUGGCGCGAAACACCGUGUGGACCCGCGUAGUCGGCGACAGGAAAACCAAAUCCUGUCGAUUUUCCCUCCAUUCCCUCCAAUUUGCUUGCAUAUCCCCAUUCUCUCCCGCCGAAUUUCGCCAUUCCCCCUCGUCUUCGAGUUCCAGUUCCCGGCGGCGCCUCUCCUCCACCACCGCUCUCCUCCUCAUCUUCUCGUCCACCACAAUGCCGCCGAAGGGGACGACGAGGAAGCCGCGGGCGAGGAAGGAGCGGCCGCCGGGCAUGACGAACGCACAGUGGGCGGCGGACGAGAAACGGCGCGACAUCGAAACAAGCUGCAGGGCGGCGAGGGUGAAAAAAGCCGCCGCUAAGAGGGCGGCGGAGGCGGCCCAGGAGGAGCAAGCGAGGAAGAUGAGCAUGGCCUUCAGCGGCGGCGGCGGCGGCGGCGGCGGCUCCAUGUUCCCCGGCCAAUGGCCGGCGCAAGGUACAAGCAGUUCCCCGUCGUCCUUCUCCCCUACGAUGUACUCGCCGUCGACGACUGCCAUGUUCCAAGAGGGCACCUACGUCCAGCCGUCCAGGUUCACGCCGUCGCCGCCCGAGCUUGACAUCGACGGCAGCGGCGGCCAGUUCGAGGGCACCUCGCCGGUCAUGCGACGAGGGCCGCUCCCGUUCGGUGCCCCGUUCGGUGCGACGCCGGCGCCGAACGAUGAGGCGAUCCACGAGAUGAUCACCUCCGGCUCCGCCGCCGCCGCUGCGAGCCCGAGGUUCUUCAUGGACGCCGCCGCCGCGAGCCCGGGGUUCUUCACGCAAGAGGAGGCGAGGGCGACGGCAGCUGUGGCAGCGCGCAAGGAUCAAGUGGAGGAUGUUGCCGACGGAAGCCAAGCCGUCGAAGAACAAGAAGACGAAGAACCUGGAGAGACAACUCAAGCCGACGGCAACCCGUCGAAGGGGAAGAAGAAGAGGAAGAAGGACUCGCCGCCUGCCGAACCGCGUAUCAAAUGGACGUCGAAGGAAGAGGAGUGCCUCGCCGAAGCUUGGAUGACCGUGUCCAUGAACGGCAUAAUCGGUGCCAAUCAGUCGUUCGACACCUAUUGGCUUCGAGUGAAGCAGGCGUACGAGGAACGCAAACUCGUCGAUCCCUACUUCAACAAGACGAACAUGAACGUGUACCGGGGAGACAAGGCAAUGGCCACCCAUUGGGGGAUCAUGCAGACGGCGUGCAGCAAAUGGCACGGCGUACAGGAGGAGAUCGCGAGAGUGCCGAUCAGCGGCCAUGACUUGGAGCAAAAGCUGCGCCGAGCUUUGGACAUGUACACGGACGACACCGGCCUGCAGUUCAAGUUCCUCAACGUCUACGCCCGCCUCGAGCACUGCGAGAAGUGGAGGGAAGUUCGCACAACCCUCUCGAAGAGCAAGACCGAGCAGUACAACCCCGACGCGCCGGCGGCUUGCGCGUCGGAAGGGCGCCCUGAACUCGGCCAGAAGAAGCCGAAAGAGCCGAAACGGACGGACGAUCCCGCCGACAAGAUGCAGGCGUCGAUCGACAAGUGCUUGGCCGACUUGAGGUCGCACGCCGACGGAAGGCACGACAAGUUCGACGGCAGGUGGCGGGAGAUGCUCGCCAACCAGGGCGCCCGGAUCGCACUGCUGAAGACGACGGCGGCGGCGAAGAAGAGGAAUACAGACUUGGCGUUCCUGAUGGGCGGCGGCGACAUGGAACUGAUGGACGAGGAGACGAGGAAUUGGUACCGGGCCCACCGCAGCGACAUCCUCCGAGCCCCUCCGGCCAGUCCUUCGUCGUCUCCACCGGCUCCUACCUCCUCUACCUCACCAUCUACCUCGUCGACUGCGGCUGCGUCGACGUCUACUGUCGCUGCUUCCUCGCCGGCCGCCGCCGCCGCUUCGGCCACGGCGUGCGAUGAAACUGGUCCGUCGGACACCGCCGUGCCGGCCGGGACUGCCGACGAGCCUGUCUCCGUGUAAUUUCCCUCCGAUCGCCGAUCUGUGGCUGAUCCUUUUGCUCGUUUUGCCGAUCAACUGGCCGUGCUUGUAGCGCGGGACGGCUAUUUGUUUGAAUCUAAACUCUAUCCGCCGAACUCCGGGUGGACGACUGGAAAUACGGUACUCCCCACGACUUAAUUUCAUCCAAUCCGGCGGUAGUUUCGUCCGGAUUUGGGCGUGGGGAGCCCAACGG